GGUCUCAGACCUUUAGUUCCUAGUCCUUUUCAUCCUCUGAGUGCCCGGUUGCUUCUCCACAAAAGAAGCCAGUUGAUGCUUCCACUUGUGCCCCUUCUUCUUCCGCGGCACAAGUGGUCUCGAUUGCCCGGUCUAUGGACAAUGGCUUCAUUCUGUUGGAUGACUGGUUGCUCUUGGAGCAACCGUUGUACAUGCAGAAGGCUCAAGUCCACGAGCUGCGCAACCUGAUGCCCGAUGGUUACCAGUUGUCCUACCAGGCAACGUGGAAGAAUAUUAUUUCUCUCCACGCUAGUACGGCGAUUGCAAUCCACUACCAUUCCAUCAAGGACUUGGGUGAAUUCUCCAUUCAUCCCUUCAAAGUCCUUUUCUUUGAGACAUACGAGAUCAUGCUCGGGCAGUUAGCCCCUAAUGGUCACCGUAUGCUCAACAGUUUCAUCAACGUCAAGCCCAGGGAGACUGAUGACCUGGCCGCCUGGGAAGCCACUCUCCGGAUCGGGGACACCUCCACCCGUGGUCCUUAUAACGUCGGGAAGAGGGGGGUCUACCCGGGUCUGGAGACCGACCCCGAACCUGAUAUUGUUCUAGGAGAGGCGAUCCCAGACGCAAUCCCUCUCUACCGCGUGCAAAAGUCCAAAGCCCCGGUCUCUGUCGUUGCCGGUUCUUCGCACCGGGGAAAAAAGAAGGAGAAAGGUCCCUCCCUUAGUUUUCAGAACCGGACCGGAGGAGGUGAGCCCCGGUCUCUAGAACUGAAGGUCCGGUUGGAUGAGGAGCUCUUCCAAGCUUUCUGCGCCGAUCUGAAUGAGCAUGUCGGUCGGAUCGGCCAGGAGUGGUUCACCCCGUUGGUGAAAUCCAAGGAUGAGGAGAAGGCCCGGCAAGAGGGCAUGAUGGUGGCCUGCCGGAAGGAGGCCAAGGCCGCCCAUGAGAAGGCGGAGAAAACUAAAGAGAAGCUGCUGAAGCACUGUGCAGCUUUCCGCAAGCUCUACGCCAAACAUGAAGGGUUGCUGAAAGCCUCCAAAGAGGCCGAUGCUCAAGCUCAGGAGAAGAUCCAAGAGCUUGAGGGGGAGAAGGCGCAGCUGUAGGAAGAAGCCGCCCGAACAUGGUUUCAUAAAUAUGAGCAUUUGUCUGUGAGUUCGUCUGUAUGAACAAAAAAAGGUGGGACAAGCUUGGGGGUACUUAAGCGUUUCCUUACAUUUUUGUUUUAACUUUGCAUGGCAAAAAAAAUGCAAAUUUGCAAGAAGAAAAGAAGUGACAAACCAAAGUAUAUUACUUAUCUCAUAAGACCAACCUGCAUAAGAUUUUACUGUGUCGACAGUCACACUCACACCCGCUCCAAACUGUGUUAGCCUGAAGAAGUAAAUGAUCAUAUAAUAGGUUAAAAUAAGGAACAAUUUAGGCAGGCUGGCUUAAUUUGAAAUCAGCACACACAUAACGAAAAGAGUGAAUAAAUGAAAGGUCUAAUG
Molecule: messenger RNA, 1460 nt
Organism: Cuscuta campestris
Lineage: Eukaryota; Viridiplantae; Streptophyta; Magnoliopsida; Solanales; Convolvulaceae
Source: the annotation of a GenBank genome assembly